Molecule: messenger RNA, 2598 nt
Organism: Octopus sinensis (East Asian common octopus)
Lineage: Eukaryota; Metazoa; Mollusca; Cephalopoda; Octopoda; Octopodidae
Product: protein O-mannosyl-transferase TMTC4
Exons: 17
Coding region: 309-2579 (756 amino acids)
Biological process (GO): protein O-linked glycosylation via mannose; endoplasmic reticulum unfolded protein response
Cellular component (GO): endoplasmic reticulum
Molecular function (GO): mannosyltransferase activity; protein binding
Source: RefSeq, a predicted model, not a curated record
CCUCGCAGUUUGAAACUUCAAGCAAAGCAAAUGACAAUGUAUAAACUCUUUGUGUUUAUAAGCCGGACUUUGGUGACUCAUUAACACUUUUAGGGUAUAGGUAAGACAGAAAAAAAAAGGGAAAGCAGAGAUUAAAAACAAUAUAGAAGGACUAAACUUUCUUUGAAUGUUGGAGUUUCUCCAUACAGCCGUUUAUUUAGUAUUUAUCUCAUUCAUUUAUUCAUCGAGUUCCUCUCUUCGUCUCCACCAAAUCGCUGCUGGCUGAUAAAAGACAGAGCAGAUUCUAUCAUGUUUCCUUUGGUGUCAUCAUGAAAUCUUACAAAAAUGGAGUAAAUUCACACACAAAUUCUAAUUCUCACCAUGAACCAAAAUCUGUUUUCACCUGGGAUGAAUGCUUACCCAUACCAAGGCUUUCAUUCAUUCCAGCAGCUACCAUUGUCUUCAUUUUGGCCACAGCCUGUUUCCUUAACAGCGUUUCAGGCCAUUUUGUUUUUGAUGACUUUGAAGCCAUCUUGAACAAUAACGAUCUCACACCAAGUGAACCUAUUGGAAAUUUAUUUUUUCAUGAUUUUUGGGGCAACAAACUCAAUUCCGACUCCAGCCACAAAUCAUACCGUCCAUUUGCAGUUCUCACAUUCAGACUUAACUAUUUCUUAGCCGGUGGAUUACAUCCCUGGGGAUUUCAUAUUGUUAAUGUUAUUCUACAUGGAAUUGUGUCCAUUCUAUUCUUAAAAGUCUUUUCUUGUGUAUUUGGUGCUUGUUCUACCAGUACACUUGGUGGCUUUCCUGCUGCAAAAUCUUCCCUUUUGUGUGCAGUCAUCUUCGCCAUCCAUCCAGUUCAUACCGAAAAUGUUGCUGGUGUUGUUGGACGUGCAGAUUUACUUUGUGCUUUACUUGUUACGUUAUCUAUAUUAUCUUACAUCAAGGCUUGCAAUACAGAUAAAAAUUGUUUAACAGAAAUUCCUGCCAACUUUUCUUGGCUUUGGUUUACAGGAAGCAUAAUCUUUAUGGCAUCGUCAAUGUUGUGCAAGGAGCAAGGUAUAACCGUUAUAGGUAUCUGCAGUGCCUAUGAUAUCAUAAUUGUAUGCCGUAUUGAUCCUCUACAUUUCAUAUCAUUAAUAAAGAACCAGAAAAUACCAAACAAAGUGCCUUGUUGGGGGAAGUCUUUACUUCUACGACACCUCAUAUUGAUAGUUUCUGGAAUUCUGUUAUUGGCUCUUCGAUGGAAGCUGAUGGGAUUCAAACCUCCAACGUUUCAGAUUGUUGAUAAUCCACAUUCAUUUGUCUCAAGUUUUUACCUCAGAUCCAUCAACUACAGUUACUUGUAUGCUCUCAAUGUAUGGUUAUUGUUAAACCCAUGGUGGCUUUGUUUUGAUUGGUCAAUGGGAUGUAUUCCUACAAUCGAAUCCUUCCUUGAUCCAAGAUGUGUUCUUGUCUUACUCUUUUGGGUAGGAUUUUGCGCAUUCUUACAUGUUUCUGUUACUUGUAGUCCAGGACACCAGAAGAGGCUGCUUCUUUUAUCCAUUGCAUUUCUACUCAUACCAUUCCUUCCGGCCAGUAAUCUGUUCUUUCGUGUUGGUUUUGUAAUAGCUGAACGCAUCCUGUACUUGCCCAGUGUUGGCUACUGUAUGUUAUUUGUGAUUGGGCUCCAGCAGUUUUGUCAGCACAAUGUCUUUUCUAAAAAGGUUGUGACUUCAUUGUUAAUAUUUUUGGUUGUUAUAAACAUAUACAGAUCAGUGCAGAGGAGUUCAGAAUGGCAAACAGAAUUUCAGUUAUUUACUUCAGGUGCAAAAGUCUGUCCAUUAAAUGCUAAAAUACAUUACAACAUCGGUAAAGUUCUUGGAGAUGCUGGCCAAGUACAGAUGGCAAUUGACAAAUACUAUGAAGCAAUAAGAUUAAACCCAGAAUAUGACCAAGCUAUGAAUAACCUUGCUAAUAUCUUAAAAGAUCAGGGACAGGAAGAAGCUGCUGAAAAUUUAUUAACAAAAGCAAUUCAAAUCAGACCUUCGUUUUCCACAGCCUGGAUGAAUCUUGGCAUAGUUAAGGCAUCUCAGAAAAAAUAUGAAGAAGCUUUAUCUAGUUAUCGCACAGCUAUUCAGCACCGGCGGAACUAUCCAGACUGUUAUUAUAAUAUGGGAAACUGUUUCUUGGAGACAAAACAAUAUCAACUGGCCCUACUUGCUUGGCAAAAUGCAACCUUGUUAAAAUCUACACAUCUAAGUUCUUGGAGUAACAUGGUAAUUCUUCUUGAUAACAUGGGAAACCUAACAGCUGCUGAAACUGUGUGCAAUGUGGCUCUGCGCCACCUUCCAGGAGAAUCUAUUUUGUAUCUUCAUCUAGCAAGUAUACUUGGGAAACUGGGUCGAUAUAAAGAAAGUGAGCGUAACUUUCUCACUGCAAUCAAAUUGAAGCCAGACACAGCCCGGUAUUAUCUAAACUUAGGUAUACUUUACCACCGAUGGGGAAAAUAUGAGAAAGCUGAGGCAGCAUAUGAAAAAACACUUCUUCUAAAUCCAUCACUAAAAAAUGCCCAGGAAUAUUUACAGACCGUGCAAAAGAAAUUGAAGCAAGGCAGCUAGCUAAAUUCAGGAAAAAAAA